Molecule: messenger RNA, 873 nt
Organism: Hymenoscyphus albidus
Lineage: Eukaryota; Fungi; Ascomycota; Leotiomycetes; Helotiales; Helotiaceae
Source: the annotation of a GenBank genome assembly
AUGAUGCUGGCCAUUACUUUACUUCUUAACUUCCUCUUCCUACUCCUUGUUGCAGCUGUAAGUACUCUACUCUAACUUCCCACCAGCGGCCAGUCUAACAACAAACUAAACCCUUCCUCUCAUCCUUCUCGUAUGGAUACUAACAAUACGUCUUAAGGCCACAGCAAGCCCCACCCUUUCCCCCCACGAACUCCCCAAUCUCUCAAUCCGGGAUGGCGUAAGUUCCCUUCCUUCCCAUCCCCCUUCUCCUUCCCCAAAAUUACAAAACUAACACACGCAAAGCGCACAAUAAAAUGCUGUCAAGAUCCCCGAGGCAACACACAAGCCUGGACCUGGGCCGACGAAGCGGACCUCACAUCCCUCAAGCCCGAGCAGUACAGCACACGGGAACCCCAAGCGGUCGUCUCUGAUUCCUCUCUGUGUAAGGUGGCGGGGAGGACGUGUCAUAAAGCUGCCGGGGUGAAGGGUCGUACGAGGGCGGGGGUGUCUUUGUGUGGUGAGGUGAGUUUUGUUGAUUUCCUUUUCCGCUUAACCCCUACUCCACAUCCACAUCAAUGUCAAAACCCUCCCUCCUCCUCCCCCACAUCAUAAAAACAACUCCCAUCAAAGACUUAUCCGUAUAAUAACUCACAAAAAAAAAAAACCCAGAACCCCACACCCCUCUCCCUCCCCUGCUUCUCCCUCCCCCUCAACGUCUCAGCCAUCAUCCAGAAAUGUCGGAUGACUAUCCGUGAUAACAUCCCGCAGGUAUGCGGACAACUCAUCGAUGAGCAAGGGGGGUUUCGUGUCCUUGUGAAUGGGACGAGGACGGCGGGGGGGUGUGUGCCUGAGGUGUGUGGGUUUCAGAGUUGUCCGCCGGUGGUUUGUGUUUAG